Molecule: messenger RNA, 1134 nt
Organism: Caenorhabditis remanei
Lineage: Eukaryota; Metazoa; Nematoda; Chromadorea; Rhabditida; Rhabditidae
Exons: 6
Coding region: 1-1134 (377 amino acids)
Biological process (GO): protein transport
Cellular component (GO): cytoplasm
Source: RefSeq, a predicted model, not a curated record
AUGGAUCACACAUACACCAUUGAAUUCGACCAACCAAAUGCAAUAUACGUACCAGGACAACUUGUUCGGGGUACCCUCACCAUAUACAAUACGUGUGCAUUGAAUGCACUUUCUCUGAAAAUUUGUAUUCACGGAGAGGUAGAAACAUUCUGGAAAAAGUUUGCGAGUAAGGACAGAGUAAAAAAAGCGUACCCCAACGACAACACCCACGGAGGUCAUAGGUCCCACGGCCACUAUUACAAAUACUCUGAUCACAUCAGAUACACUUCUAAGCUCAAUGUGCUCACAGCUGUUUCUCAACCAUGGAGCUCUAUUCAGAAUCCGACCAAUAAAAUCCCAAUCGGAGCUAACAUCUUCCCAUUUGUGUUCCAACUUCCAGUCAACUGUCCCCCAAGUUUCGAAGGCACUCACGGAAGUGUACGGUAUCAUGUACACGUGGAAUUAAAUAGGCCAUGGAGUCUAGAUGUGGAGGCGAAGAGAUCAUUUACAGUAAUCCCAAUAAUCGACUUGAAUAUGAUACCAAAAGUUCUGAACCCAAUGAUCAGCAAUGCUUGCAAACAUUCUGGUUUUCUGUCGAGUAAAGAAGUGAAAAUAAAGUUCUCGAUCCCCAAAAGCGGCUACACUCCGGGAGAAGUCAUUCCAAUCUCAAUUUUCAUUCACAAUCACGCGAAGAAACCAAUCUAUUACGCAAAGGCAAAACUAAUGCAACACGUUCACUACCAGGCUCAACAAGAGAACACUCACAUGCUUCCUGACGAGCAUUGCCACAAACAUUGUGAGCACAAAACAGCAGAAUCAGUGAUCUCAGAAAUGGAGAAAAGUUUUGAGAUCAAGUGUUGCUCAGAGGGAGAAGUACAGCUUGCCCUCGUCUUGCCGAACCCUUUGAAGCCAACUUUCCAAACUGCUAUCCUUGAAGUGGACUACUGUAUCAUUGUGGAGGUUGAGGAGGAUAAGAAAUUGAGAUGCGAGUUUCCAGUGAUUAUUGGCACGGUGCCAAUUGGACGGGUUAUGGGAUUGUCCAGAGCUCCGACGUAUUCUAUAGUAGAGGGUGAUAUUCCAUUGGUGUUUGAGGCACCACCAGAGUAUCAGGAACGAGUGGAAGUGGUUAUGGCUAGUGCGCCUCCGGCGGAGUGA